Molecule: messenger RNA, 4726 nt
Organism: Rana temporaria (common frog)
Lineage: Eukaryota; Metazoa; Chordata; Amphibia; Anura; Ranidae
Product: oocyte zinc finger protein XlCOF7.1-like
Exons: 9
Coding region: 50-3589 (1179 amino acids)
Source: RefSeq, a predicted model, not a curated record
UUACGAACUGAAAGACAUCAAAGUUGAGGUAAAAGAAGAAGAAGAAGAGAUGUUGGUGAGUGGAGAUCAGCAGUCUAUGGAGGAGGAAGGUCCUCUGUGUUCUUCAGGUUCCACCCAGGAACAUCCGAACUCUACAGAGGAUGAUCAGGAUGAAGAAUUGAAGGAGAUCACCAUUAAAGAGGAAGAAGAAGAGAUGUUGGAUGAAGAACUGAAAGAGAUCAAAGUUGAGAUUAAAGAGGAAGAAGAAGAAGAGACGUUGGUGAGUGGAGAUCAGCAGUCUAUGGAGGAGGGGGAGGAGAUGAUUAAACAAGAGGAACCUUCUCUACACGCGGACACAAAUGGACGCUUUGUUCUGAAUUCCUCAGAAGGAGAUCCAAUUUUAUAUCCAGAUUUUAAGUCUGAAGAUGAUGACAUCACACAAUGUUCUCCAGGAGAAGAUCCCAUCAUUCCAACCGCACAUCACAGACCUUCCCAUCUGGAGGGAUCAAUGGAUCCUUCUAAUCCUGAGGAACCUUCUGAUAAAUCCCACACUAUGACAUCAGAUGUCCAUCUAUCCCACACUAUGACAUCAGAUGACCAUCUAUCCCACACUAUGACCUCAGAUGUCCACCUGAGAUCUCACAGUGCCGAUCAUCCACCCAAUCCCGAGGAGUCUUCGUUGGGUGAUGGAGGCCACACAGGAGAGAGUUCAUCCUUGGAUUGCAAAAAAUCUCACCCUAAAAAGGGAGCACAGUGGACAAAUCCCUCCGAUGAACGUCCUUUUUCAUGUUCUGAGUGCGGGAGAAGUUUUUUAAGGAUAGGUCACCUUCAUUCGCACGAGAAAAUCCACACGGGCGAGCGUCCUUUUCCCUGUUCAGAGUGCGGGAAAAGUUUUAUUAGGAUACAGCACCUUCGUACGCACCAGAAAAUUCACACGGGCGAGCGUCCUUUUCCAUGUUCGGAGUGCGGGAAAAGUUUUGCUGACAGAAUAGCGCUUCGUAUACACCAGAGAAGUCACACGGGCGAGCGUCCUUUUUCGUGUACAGAGUGCGGGAAAUGUUUCACUGAGAAAGGAAAGCUUCUCAGACACCACAGAAUUCACACGGGCGAGCGUCCUUAUUCCUGUUUAGAGUGUGGGAAAUGUUUCACUCAGAAAUCCCACCUUGUUUCGCAUCUGAAAUCCCACACGGGCGAGCGUCCUUUCUCAUGUAAAGAGUGCGGGAAAAGUUUUGCUUUGCAUAAAGUCCUUGUUGGACACCGCAGAGUUCAUACCGGUGAGCGCCCCCAUUCAUGUUCAGACUGCGGGAAAUGUUUCGCUCAGAAAGGAAAGCUCGAUGAACACCAGAGGAUUCACACGGGUGAGCGUCCUUUUCCUUGUUCAGAGUGCGGGAAAAGUUUUCUUAGUAAACAGUACCUACAAACACACCAGAGAAGUCACACGGGUGAGCGUCCUUUUCCAUGUUCAGAGUGCGGGAAAAGUUUUACUGACAAAAUGGGGCUUCGUAUACACCAGAGAACUCACACGGGUGAGCGUCCUUUUCCGUGUACAGUGUGCGGGAAACGUUUUAUUGAGAAAAAAAAACUUCUCAGACACUGCAGAAUUCACUCAGGCGAGCGUCCUUAUUCAUGUUCAGAGUGCGGGAAACGUUUUACUCAGAAACACCACCUUGUUUCGCAUCUGAAAUCCCACAGGGGCGAGCGUCCUUUCUCAUGUGCAGAGUGCGGGAAAUGUUUUGCCAGGAAAGGAUCCCUUCUUAAUCACCAGAGAGUUCACACAGGUGAGCGCCCUUUCUCAUGUUCAGUGUGCGGGAAGAGCUUUGCAAACCGAAAGAAUCUAGUUGGACAUCAGAAAAUUCACACCAAAGAAGAAGAAGAAGAGAGGUUGGUGAGUGGAGAUCAGCAGUCUAUGGAGGAGGGAGGUCCUCUGUAUUCCUGGGAUUCCACCCAAGAAGAUUAUAACUGUACAGAGAACGAUCAGGGUGAAGAACUGAAAGUCAUCAAAGUUGAGGUAAAAGAAGAAGAUGAAGAGAGGUUGGUGAGUGAAGAUCCGCAGUCUAUGGAGGAGGGGGAGAUGAUUAAACAAGAGGAACCUUCUCUACAUAUAGACACAAAUGGGCGUUUUGUUCUGAAUUCUUCGGAGGGAGAUCCAAUUUUAUCUCCCGAUAUGAAGGCAGAAGAUGAUGACAUCACACAAUGUUCUCCAGGAGAAGAUCCCAUUAUUCCAACCGCACAUCACAGACCUUCCCAUCUGGAGGGAUCAAUGGAUCCUUCUAAUCCUGAGGAACCUUCUGAUAAAUCCCAUACUAUGACAUCAGAUGUCCAUCUAUCCCACACUAUGACAUCAGAUGUCCAUCUAUCCCACACUAUGACAUCAGAUGUCCAUCUAUCCCACACUAUGACAUCAGCUGACCAUCUAUCCCACACUAUGACAUCAGAUGUCCAUCUAAGUUCUCACAGUGCUGAUCACUCAACCCAUCCACCCAAUCCCGAGGAGUCUUCGUUGGGUGAUGGAGGCCACACAGGAGAACCUUCAUUGUCAACUUCAGAUUGCAAAAAAUCUCACCCUAAAAACAGAGCACGGUGGACAAAUCCCACGGGGGAGCGUCCUUUUUCAUGUUCAGAGUGCGGAAAAUGUUUCACUAGGAUAGGACACCUUCAUCUACAUCAGAAAACUCACACGGGCGAGCGUCCUUUUUCAUGUUCGCAGUGCGGGAAAUGUUUCACUGGCAAAGGAACACUUAACAGACACCAGAGGAUCCACACAGGGGAGCGUCCUUUUUCAUGUUCUGAGUGCGGGAAAUGUUUUAUUCAGAAUUGGGAACUUGUCAUACACCAGAGAAAUCACACGAGCGAGUAUCCUUUUUUAUGUUCGGAGUGCGGGAAAUCUUUCACGUCGCAAAAAGUCCUUGUUAGACACCGCAGAGUUCAUACCCGUGAGCGCCCCUAUUCGUGUUCAGAGUGCGGGAAAUGUUUCACUCAGAAAGGAGAGCUCGAUGAACACCAGAGAAGACACACAGGCGAGCGUCCUUUUUCGUGCUCCGAGUGCGGGAAAAGUUUUCUUAGGAUACAGCACCUUCAUACGCACCAGAGAGGUCACACGGGCGAGCGUCCUUUUCCAUGUUCAGAGUGCGGGAAAAGUUUUGCUGACAGAAUAUUGCUUCGUAUACACCAGAGAAGUCACACGGGCGAGCGUCCUUUUUUGUGUACGGAGUGUGGGAAAUGUUUCACGGAGAAAGGAAAACUUCACAGACACCACAGAAUUCACACGGGCGAGCGUCCUUAUUCGUGUUCGGAGUGCGGAAAUAGUUUUACUCAGAAACAGCACCUUGUUUCGCAUCUGAAACACCACAAGGGCGAGCGUCCUUUCUCAUGUACAGAGUGCGGGAAAUGUUUCGCCAGGAAAGGAUCCCUUGUUAAACACCAGAAAAUACACUCAAGCGAGCGCCCUUUCUCAUGUUCCGAGUGCGGGAAAUGUUUCGGCUUGAAAGAGGUCCUUCUUAAACACCAGAGAGUUCACACAGGUGAGCGUCCUUUCUCAUGUUUAGAGUGCGGGAAAAGCUUUGCAAACCAAAUGAAUCUAAUCAGACAUCAGAAAAGUCACACCAAAUGAUUGCUCUUUACCAGGGGUUUCCAAACCUUCUAAGCAAAGGAGGAAGAGAGAAAAGAUCCCUGGUGGUGCACAUCCACGGGGUCCUAUUGUAUUAUGAAAGAGACAACCUCAGCACGGGUUCCCACCAGGCCACGCCCCCGACGUGUUUCACUCCGCCUCCUCAGAGUUUAGUCAUGGGGAUCCAAGGGGCCAGUUUCCUGUCCUUCAGGCUGUAGGAACUGUGACCAAUGAGAGUAGAAAAUGCUCCAACCAGGCCACACCCCCCAACGUAUUUCACUCCUCCUCCUCAGAGCUUAGUCAUGGGGAUCCAAGGGGCCAGUUUCCUGUCUUUCAGGCUUUGGGGGGGCCUGAUUGUGACCAGUGAGACUAGAAAAUGCUACAACCAGACCACACCCCCAACGUGUUUCACUCCACCUCCUCAGAGCCUAGUCAUGGGGAUCCAAGGGGCCAGUUUCCUGUCUUUCAGGCUUUGGGGGGGCCUGAUUGUGACCAGUGAGACUAGAAAAUGCUACAACCAGACCACACCCCCAACGUGUUUCACUCCACCUCCUCAGAGCCUAGUCAUGGGGAUCCAAGGGGCCAGUUUCCUGUCCUUCAGGCUUUGGGGGGGCCGGAUUGUGACCAGUGAGAGUAGAAAAUGCUACAAUCAGGCCACACCCCCAACAUGUUUCACCCCGCCUCCUCAGGGCUUAGUCAUGGGGAUCCAAUGGGACAGUUUUCUGUCCUUGAGGCUUUGUGAACUGUGACCAAUAAUGAGUAGAAAAUGCUACAACCAAGCCACGCCCCCAACAUGUUUCACUCCGCCUCCUCAGAGCUUAGUCAUGGGGAUCCAAGGGGCCAGUUUCCUGUCCUUCAUCAUUGGUUUUCAUGGGAUGCAUAGUGCCCUAUUUAUGGUGUCAUUGGGUGGAAUAGUGCCCCAAGGGCCAGAUAAAGGCAAGCAAAGGGCCACAGAUUUGAGACCACUGCUCUUGACAGCUGUAUGGUGGCAUUUAACAGGAGAAGACGUUCAUUAUAUAGGACACGUGUGGUAUGGAGUCCCGCUAACAGAAGCCGAUAUUGGGAUUUUUCUUUACCAAAAAUAUGUAGCAGAAUACAUAUUGCCCUAAACUGAUGAAGAAAUUCGAUUUUUUUUUUUUU